Molecule: messenger RNA, 1782 nt
Organism: Nezara viridula (southern green stink bug)
Lineage: Eukaryota; Metazoa; Arthropoda; Insecta; Hemiptera; Pentatomidae
Source: the annotation of a GenBank genome assembly
CCUUGCACUACCUUCCAAGUGAAAUUUCUGACAGGUCCUUUUAGGGUGCAACCUGUUAUUUAUAUUUUUUGAGAUGGUACUUAAAUUAUAUAAAUCGUCUUUAAUUACACUUUAUAAUAUGUGAUAUUCCUUUUUUUUUUGUGAAAAAAUAACCGUUGCCCUAAGAUCUAUUAUGUUACCAUUAACUUAUUUAGUAUUUUCUUCAAAUCAAAAGUUCCUCAAAGUCACUACUAGUCCCAGCUUUUAUCAUUUUUUCAAAGAAAACUUUUCAGUUCAAGUAUUGAAACAUUUAAACAGCCCAGUUCAACCUUUAUUAAGUCCAAUCAAUGCUCUAGAAACAUUGAUAAAAAAGGGCGAGUUGAAUGAAGAUCCCCAUCAGAAAGUUAUUGUUCAAGAACUUGAGAAGGUUUAUUUAGAUAUUCAGGAUUAUUCUCCUACCAAGGUAGGAUUUUUUAGUAAAUUAUUUAAUCGAAGGAAUGUUGUUAACUCACCAAAGGGAAUUUAUUUAUAUGGAGCUGUUGGAGGAGGAAAAACCAUGCUAAUGGAUUUAUUUUAUGGCUGCUGUAAGAUUCAGAAGAAGAAGAGAGUCCAUUUUCAUUCUUUUAUGCUGGAUGUUCAUGCCCGAAUUCAUGAUUAUAAAAAGACAAUCACAAGAGAUAGGGAUUCCAACAAACCUCAGGUAGUUGAUGUAAUUACUCCAAUAGCUGCAGAUAUCAGUAAUGAGUCGUGGCUGAUAUGUUUUGAUGAGUUUCAGGUUACUGAUAUCGCUGAUGCUAUGAUUUUGAAGAGACUUUUCACGUCUCUCUUUUCUUAUGGAGUAGUUGUUAUAGCUACCAGUAAUCGCCCGCCUGAUGAUCUUUACAAGAAUGGCCUGCAAAGAUCAAAUUUCGUACCAUUUAUUCAAGUAUUAAAAGAUUAUUGUCAUGUCAUUUCGUUAGAAUCUGGUAUUGAUUACAGAACUAAGGCAACAAAAGGACAGGUUAAGAUAUAUUUUGUAAUAACAGAAGAUAAUGCAAAUGAGGAAAUGGACAGAAUAUUUAAAAUGUUAUGUUCUAUGGAAAAUGAUAUUAUUCGUCCAAGAACAUUGACUAUAAUGGGUCGUAAUGUUACCUUUAAUAAAACUUGUGGCCAAGUGAUAGAUUCUACAUUUAAUGAGCUCUGUGCUCGGCCCUUAGGUGCAAGUGAUUAUUUGCAGUUAUCACAAGCAUUUCACACAGUAUUAAUAAGAGAUGUACCUGAACUCAGCUUAAAACUGAGGUCUGAAACAAGGAGGUUUAUAACUCUUAUUGACACCUUUUAUGACAACAAGGUGAGAGUGGUGGUCUCUGCUGAAAAACCACAUGAUCAAUUGUUUUUGAAAGAUUCGAAACAUGAUGAUGAUGAAGAUGAAAAACGUGUUUUAAUGGAUGACCUCAAUAUUGUUAAAGGAUCAGAAAAUGCUUCUUCAAAUAUCUUUACUGGUGAUGAAGAAAUAUUUGCAUUUGACAGAACUGUAUCACGACUUUCUGAAAUGCAGACACAAGAUUAUUGGCAACAAUGGAAUAAGAGAAGAUAGAAUAUUUAUUAUUUUUUUUCAAACAAUUGUUUUGAAUAUAAAAAAUAAUAAAUAAAAAAUCUUACUUUUUGGUUGUAAUAGCUUUAACAUGUAGCAUAAAACUUCUAUUAAUUUAGUGAUUCUGUUCAUUGAAAAAAAAAUAAAGUGUAUCUUAAUACAACCUGUGAUUCAAUUUUAUUGUGACGUGUUUUAAAUUUGAUUAGACAAAUAUAUAUUUUUGAAGCUAA